AUGGUUAAGGCUCUUCCCCAAUUUGAUUCCAACCAUACUCCUAUUUUGCUUGAUUCUUCUAGGGUGGUUUCCAAUCCUCGUCCAUUUCGUUUUGAAUUAAUUUGGUUGGAGGACAAGACCUUGGCUGAGGUGGUUAAAUCCUCUUGGGCCACUAUUAUGUCCCACCGAUGGCUAGGUUUCGUUCUUUCCAGCAAACUUAAGCUUUUGAAAAAUAAUUUAAAGGUUUGGGGUAGAGACAAAUUCACGAACUUGGUUGGGAACAUUGGUAGGUUGGAACAAGAGAUUUCUAAUCUCCACUCUCUGGAACAAUUGAUGGGUGGUUUGAACACUGAUCAAUUGUCGAACAGAAAUGCUAAAAAAGUGGAGCUUGAUAAUUAUCUACGGUUGUAUGAGAUCUUUUGGUUUCAGAGAUCGCAUUCUAAAUGGGUUAAACAAGGUGAUAACAACACAAACUAUUUUCAUGCCAUUGCCAAUUCUCGACUCAAAUCUAACUCUCUCUCUGACCUAUUCAUUUCGGAGGUAGAUAUGGAUAAUCCUGUUGAGGUUACUAAUUCUAUUGUUGACCAUUUCGAAAAAACUUUUGGCUCUGACCCUAGAUUGCCUUUUGACUUAGUAGAAGUGCCUUUUAAGACUCUCUCCCAGGACUUUUGGGAGAUUUUGCAGUUUGAUAUUAUGCGGUGGCUUUUUCAGUUAUAUGACGAUGGUAUUGCCUGCCACAUCAUCAACUCCACUUUUAUAUCUCCGAUUCCUAAAAAGGGAUCGAUCUCUUCUCUCAAAGACAUUCGGUCAAUCAGUCUUUUGUCAGGCCUCUACAGUAUUUUAGCCAAGGUGUUGGCUAACCGUCUCCGUGCUGUCAUCAAUGACGUCAUUGACGACUUGCAAACUGCCUUCACCAAGGAUUGUUAUAUUAUGGAUGGUGUCAUGCUGGCAUUCACACUACGGACACGCAGGGUGGAGGAAUUGGUUGGGUUGCCUUUCUUCAACACAUUUUCCUAUUUUGAUGACACUUUGAUCGUUAUGGAAGGAAAUGACGUGAAUGUUCAUAAUAUUUGGCUUUUUCUUAAGCUUUAUGAAUUAAUCUCUAGAGCCCAGGCCUCGACAAUUGUUGUUGCUAAAUUUGAAGCUUUAAUGCAUAACUUAUUAUGGAGUGGAUCCCAAUCUAAGAAAAAGAUCCAUCUCGUUAAGUGGGAUUCUGUUUGUCAGUCUAAAAAGGUGGGGGGCCUUGGCAUCCGUCAUAUUAGGUCAGUAAACGAUUAUCUGCUCACCAAAUGGUGGUGGAGGCUGUAUGCUAAUGGUGGUCAACUCUGA
Amborella trichopoda is the source of this 1308-nucleotide messenger RNA. The record is from RefSeq and is a predicted model, not a curated record. NCBI's taxonomy places the organism in Eukaryota, Viridiplantae, Streptophyta, Magnoliopsida, Amborellales, Amborellaceae.